AUGGAUUCCGGGUCGAAAUUGGCGAUGGCAGCGUUUCUGCUUCUGGCUACGUUGAGCUUCGGUGUUGACGCAAGACUUCCGGUGAAGAGCAUUGUCAGGGGACCGGACUGCGUUGGCACAUCAGAAGAUAAAGUAUACAACACCAGAGUGGGACGUCUCGUCGACAUUCUGGUGGACGAGACCAAAAAUGUGAAAAAGGAGAAUUACAACGAUUAUAGUUACGUUCACAGUUACCCCAACCGUGAUGCUGGCUCUGUCAUUGGCGGCGCCACUUGCGAUAGGCAGCUUUGGAAACUGGAUUGUUGGUCGUGUCUGGUCACUGCCAAGAACAAACUAAAAGACAAUUGCGGCCACACCCAUGAUGCUAGGAUCGAACUCGCGGAUUGCUCUAUUUGGUACAAAAUGAUUAACUGA
Molecule: messenger RNA, 414 nt
Organism: Linum tenue
Lineage: Eukaryota; Viridiplantae; Streptophyta; Magnoliopsida; Malpighiales; Linaceae
Source: the annotation of a GenBank genome assembly